AGAGAGAGAAAGAGAAAGAAUGCGUAGAUACGCUGAAUACGCCAAGACUAUGCAGUAAUUCGAUGCGUUUAGUUGCAUUUAGUUGUCGCGCGAGUGAGUGCGAUUGUUUUUUUCUUCGAUGAAUUAGGAUAAAUAUGCGCUGGCUAAUACGUCUGUGUACCCUCGCGAUUUUGCUGGUGCACAGCAUAGAUGCGAAUAGCGAGGAAGUGCCAUUAACCAAAUUCGGUGCAAAGACUGGGCCGACCUUAAGAUUCUUUUACUGCUACUCAUGCGGCUAUAGAAAAGCCUUUGAACAAUAUGUGAGUAUUCUUAAAGAAAAGUAUCCAGGACUUCACAUCGAAGGAGAAAAUUUUAAUCCAUCGGGUUACAAUAUGUUAAUUGCAAAAGUGCUGGGAACAUUGAAAAUAUUGGUAAUUGUUCUAAUUAUAAGCGGAGUUGACUUUGGAUUGCCCCAAACAUCAGUAUGGCAAUGGUGUAUAAGCAAUCGUUUUUAUUCCUGUGUACUCAUUUUUCUACUUUGCAAUGCGGUAGAAGGUCAACUGAUUUCAUCAGGUGCAUUUGAAAUACAUUUGAAUGACGUUCCUGUUUGGUCAAAACUUGAAACCGGCAGGAUACCUCGGCCACUCGAAUUAUUUCAAAUAAUUGAUUUCCAUUUAGAUCCAGAUAUGCAAUUUUCAGUUGAAAAGAUGAAAUUUCAAACAUAAAACGUAAUUUUAUUUUGUAUUCAAAAAUUAAUGUAAUUACAUACCAUACCACAGAAAGUUUGCUAAAAUGGUGUAAUGUGAUGAAAAUAUGUACAAUAUAUUUACUAAGUAAGUAAA
This is a messenger RNA of Cataglyphis hispanica, 821 nucleotides long. It is a transcript of the gene SelT, whose product is annotated as thioredoxin reductase-like selenoprotein T homolog CG3887. Gene Ontology annotation, cellular component: endoplasmic reticulum membrane. Gene Ontology annotation, biological process: cell redox homeostasis. The record is from RefSeq and is a predicted model, not a curated record. Gene Ontology annotation, molecular function: thioredoxin-disulfide reductase (NADPH) activity. Lineage: Eukaryota; Metazoa; Arthropoda; Insecta; Hymenoptera; Formicidae. The coding region runs from base 135 to 704 and encodes 189 amino acids. The transcript has 4 exons.